Schistosoma guineensis is the source of this 1194-nucleotide messenger RNA. The record is from the annotation of a GenBank genome assembly. NCBI's taxonomy places the organism in Eukaryota, Metazoa, Platyhelminthes, Trematoda, Strigeidida, Schistosomatidae.
AUGAAUUACACUAAUUAUAACAAUCUAUUCGACAAAAGUUAUGCCGAGGAAAUAAACGAAUUCCCAUUUACUAUUAGUCAGGUAGGAUGUAUAUGUGAAGUAUUGAUUCGAUCAAAUCAAAUCAUAACUUUACGUCAUCUAUUAAAUAGAAUACCAAAAAUCUGGUUAAUACCUGAAGAACAUUUCACAUUUUAUUAUUAUCAACAAUUGAAUAAACAAUCUAAUAGUUUAACAAUUGAUAACCUGUUUGAAUCCCGUGAAAUAAUCAUUAAAGCAUUAGCUAUUGUAUCAUAUGAAGAUCAAAAUUAUAAAUUAGUUUAUCAAUUAUUACAAUGUAAUCAUUUUAAUGAAAGGCAUCAAGCAAUACUUCAACAAUUAUGGUAUAAAACACAUUAUGCCGAAGUACAAAAUUCACGUAAUCGACCAUUAACUGCUGUUGAUAAAUAUCGUAUACGUAAAAAAUAUCCUUUACCUAAAACAAUAUGGGAUGGUGUACAAACAGUAUAUUGUUUUAAACAAAAUGUUCGACAUAUAUUAAUUCAAUAUUAUCAAAAAAAUAAAUAUCCAAAUUCUAGAGAAAAAUAUGAAAUUUCUAUAAAGACUGGAUUAACUUUUACUCAGGUAAGUAAUUGGUUUAAAAAUCAUAGACAACGUGAUAAAUCCUUAGAAUCAACUGAUUUAUACUUUCAACAUGAAAAUAAAACUCUUAAUAAUAAUAAUAAUAAUAAUAAUAAUAAUAAUAAUAAUAAUAAUAAUAAUAAUAACUAUAAUUGUAAUUGGUCCUGGCAGUCAAUUCAAUCCAACAUCAAUAUUAAUAAUUCAAUUAAACAACGUGAACAAAGCAUAAAAAAUGAAUUAUCAAUUGAAACAUAUCGAAAAUGUUACAAUUAUCAAUCACCUUUUCAACCAUUUACUAAUCAACAAAAGUUGUCUGAUAACAAUGGUAUAAAUAAGAAUCUAAGUUCUUCUUCUUCUUCUUCAGAAAACCUGAAAGAUUCAAAAUGUCAUAGAACAACAAUUUCAUAUCCAAUAUUCUCACAUCAAUAUGUAUCAUCUAAACAUUCAAAUGAAAUAUGGUUUACACAAUGGGCAACUGAUCAUUCCAAUGUUGAACAAGACAAACAUAACUAUGAAGUGAAUUAUUAUACUACCAGUUUUGAUUAUAAUCAGAAUAAUUCAUAUUAUACACUAUGA